UUUCAGGAGACCAAAUGCCAGCUUCAUUGAAAAAGCUCGGUUAUCGAGAAUAGAGACAGGAGGGACAGACGUUUCCAGUGUGCAGACACACACAUAACAAUACACAGAAAACUCUGGGGAACUCGGGGAAAAGGACAUUUUCACAGCCUCAAGAACUUCGGUAGGAGAAAGCAGAAAGAAGACCAAUCGUUUCAAAUAUAAAUCAAGGACAGUGGACGCGCGGGAGUUGAUUAUUCAUUCCGAUAACUUGUGGAAUUAUAAGGGUAACAAAAAAAUUAAAAAACUACCUCUCCGCCAUUUCAUAUUUGUAUUAAAUUGUUCCUUUUCUUUUUAAUUUUAUUUUAUCACCUGUCCUCUGAAGAGCUGACAGCCAGACGGUGUAGUAGAAUUGCAGUGCAGUGCGUAAAGAAACUGAACGCAGCACCAGGAGACGGAACAGCUCACUGCGUUUACCAACAAGAGACAGUGAGGAGGAGUGAGAGAGAGAGACAGACUGAUUUUUUUUUGUAUUCUUGUAUUUUUAUAUCAUAUUUAUUAAUUUAUAGCCUGCGCGAACAUAUUUUUUUCCCAAUUGUUGGUUCUGUUUGGGUCAGAUUUUUUUUUCUUCAUUUUUUGGAAUAUGGUUGGGGAAAUGGAAUCGAAGGAGAAACCUAAGCCCACCCCAGACUAUCUCAUGCAGCUCAUGAAUGAUAAGAAACUGAUGAGCAGCCUUCCCAACUUCUGCGGGAUUUUUAACCACCUCGAACGGCUGCUUGAUGAAGAGAUCAGCCGGGUGCGUAAGGACAUGUACAACGACACGCUAAACGGCAGCACAGAGAAGCGGAGCAGCGAGCUCCCUGACGCGGUGGGCCCCAUCGUGCAGCUCCAGGAGAAGCUCUUUGUCCCUGUAAAAGAGUACCCCGAUUUUAACUUUGUGGGCCGGAUCCUGGGACCACGGGGGCUGACAGCCAAGCAGCUGGAGGCAGAGACAGGAUGUAAAAUCAUGGUGCGCGGGAAGGGCUCCAUGAGGGACAAGAAGAAGGAGGAGCAGAACCGAGGAAAGCCCAACUGGGAGCACCUCAAUGAGGACCUGCAUGUCCUGAUCACGGUGGAGGACGCUCAGAACCGCGCUGAGAUCAAGCUGAAGAGGGCCGUGGAGGAGGUCAACAAACUACUGGUGCCUGCGGCGGAGGGAGAGGACAGCCUGAAGAGGAUGCAGCUGAUGGAACUGGCCAUCCUCAACGGCACCUACCGAGACGCCAACAUCAAGUCACCUGCCCUUGCCUUCUCUUUUGCAGCGAACGCCCAGGCGCCCCGCAUCAUCACCGGCCCCGCCCCUAUGCCCCAGAAUGCCCUGCGCACACCCACCCCGGCCGGCCCCACCCUAAUGCCCCUGAUCCGACAGAUCCAGACCUGCAUGCCCAACGGCUCGCCCCACCCGGGCGUCAUGACCCAGGGUCCCGAGGCGGGCCUUAUAUACGCGUCGCCCUACGAUUACCCCUACACGCUGGCCCCUGCCACCUCCAUCCUGGAGUACCCCAUCGACUCCAGCGGGGUGUUAGGUAAGAAUGCGUGCCCCUGCGAUUGCCCCGCAGCCCCCCACCAACACUACCACCCCCACGGCCAGUGGAACCCCGCCCCCACGCUGAUCCUGCGCCACACCUCCUAAAUAAUGCCCCCCCCAGUCAGCAACAGAAAAAAAACAUUCCAGCUCUUUACUGCAUCUUUCUUUUCACUGUCACGAGACACUUCUCUCAUCUAAAAAGCCCUUUAAGUAAUGUGUGCAUAAAUAAAUAGGCUGUUAAGUGCUCCACUGGCUCGAUGUGAAUUAUAAGAGGGAGCUGUUUUAUUUGGGAAAAGGUCCUUACCCUCCUCUCUCCCGGUCCCCGCAUACACACGUGGCCCUAUAGCUUUGAAAAAGCCACUUAAGAAAAUCAGAUUAGAAAUAUCAUAUUACCAACACAACGUGACUCCAUUAAGAAUGCUCCCAAAGGCACAGUGUAAACCUGAACUGCUAUCAAUGCAUCAAAAUGCCAACAGCAGCUUGUCCAAUUGGGUUGAGCACAUUCUAAAUAGUCCGUCUGUACCGUGUCAGCCCGUAGCAGCCAGUUUUCUGCCCAGUGCAGUGGACCAAGCCUCCAACUGUGUGUCUGGGUGAAGGGAGAGGGGGUGUUACUGUGAGGAGAGGGGCGGGGGGUGGAGGUCGAGGAGCGGCGGAGCCCGGCGAAGAUUUCACCCUGUCUCUCUCUCUUGUGUAACCAAUACAGCGUCCUCAAAGGCCGAAGAGCUGCCCCUCUACCUGGGGUUUCAGACCUGUCACUUUCCCAUCACUGUGCAGCGAGGAGAGCCUUCCAACCGGCCUCCCUUUUAAAGAAACACCCCCUUCCCUCCCUCCUUCCCUCCAUCCCCUCACACAACACACACACACCUCCUCCUCCCCCCCUCCCUCCCUCCCCGCCACCACACGUUGGACUGGUCGAGGAUCGGCCCUCUCUGAACAACAACAAGCCACAUGGGGAAGCCUCAGCCCUUCCUCUUUGAACGUCUGUUCAAAGUGGCGCGUGUGUUACUGAUCAACCCUUUUUGAUUUCCUGUCCUGAUGAUGAUGAUGAUAUAUCUGUGUAUGAUGAUGAGGGAGAAUAAGCACUGAGCCCCACACUGCUGGAGACCCCCCUUGGGGCUGGGUCCCCCCGUCACCCUCUUUCGUGGUUGUGGCUCUGGGGCAUCGGGAGAGGUAACAUGCGGAGGUCGGGACAGAGUGGUUACGGAGCCAAGGGAGUGGUGGGGUGUGUUGGUGACGAGGUUAAAGCAUCUACUGUAGGCUUGACAGGCUUUAUUCACAAAGGGAUUUUAGGACUUUCUGUCCCAACACUGACAGUCUUUACUUCACUCUUAUCAUCAAAUUCACCUAAUUAUUAUUUCAGCUCAAGUGUAGCCACUCGAAACAACAGUAAGUGAGUGAACAACAUGGCCCUUUUGUAUAGAGCUUUUUUGUAUCGACUCAAAAAGGAAUGUCCUAAAAUGGCUUUGGGAAUAGGGCCUGGUGAUGCUUCUCAAAGGACCGCCGGACACUCCUGGCACUAAUUCCCGGUUCCCUUCCUUUAUUCUAGAAGGUGUGGCUUUCCCCACGAAAGGCUAAAAGAAUUUCAAGGAUCCUUACUGAGCCCCUCAUUCGAUUAACACACAGACACUUUUGUUUCCCCAACGGCCUCUUAGUGUAUCGAACCAUGAGUCAGGCCUAUAGCAGUCAGACAGACAGACCCCCACACUACUGAUGUUUACACUGGCCCAACCUCCCCAACGAGGCACAGCUCUUUAUACCAUGCAGGAUGUGUGUGUGGUGGUAUGUGCAUCCUGUACACACACAGCCACACAUGUAUAUGUUGUUUCACUGACUGCUAUGUCUGGGCUUGAGACUCUCGACAAAUACUGUCUCGCUUUACUAAUCACUUAAUUCAUUGCAUUUUUUCUUCUUUUUUAAAAAAAAAUAAGAGAUGUUACUUUUUUUAUUACUGCAAAUGUGCCUAAAAGCUUUCGUCUCUGGGCUUUAACCAGAGAGUGAGUGAUCAGUAUUAUAUUUCAAACGAAUAACUAGAGAGAUGCACUUCCUGAUGCUCAACCAGAGAUUAUGUGACUAGUAAAGCUCCCUUCUCUCUCUCUGUGUGUGUGUGUGUGUGUGUGUGUGUGUGUGUGUGUGUGUGUGUGUGUGUGUGUGUGUGUGUGUGUGUGUGUGUGUGUGUGUGUGUGUGUGUGUGUGUGUGUGUGUGUGUGUGUGUGUGUGUGUGUGUGUGUGUGUGUGUGUGUGUGUGUGUGAAUGCAUAAAUGCCUAAUGUCUGUGAAUCUGUAGCAAGGACUCGAGUAAACAAUGGAUCCUUACAGUCAAUGCUACUCCAUUGUCAUGGAUGUUACUAAAUCCAAUAUUUCUCCUUGUUGCAACAAAAUAUAUGAGUAUAAUUUGUGCCUUAACAUGUAUUUCUAAUGAUUUUUCCUAAUAUUGUUAGAUCUUUGGUCAUAUAUAAGCCUUUAUGAUAUGAUGAAUUGAAUUGAUGGAAAUGGUGAAGGAUGAAAUGACCUAAUCCUUGUUUUGGUCAUGUUGUUGCAAUCCGAGCAGGUGCAGUGACUACUAAGGUUCGAAGGCACGAACUGCGGGUCCAUCCUUACCAAAGGAUAGUGACCGCAGACCGAGGUUAGUUUAGCUCCUAUGCUUUUGUGUGUUAUUGCCAAUGCCUGCUCACUGUUGGUCCUGAUCUGUUUUGCAAUAUGUACAAAUUGUUAAGCUAGUCGUCCCAGUUUGUGAUGUGAUGCAACAUACUGCACCCCCUUCCUACUCUUGGCCUCUGAGAACGUUUAUUUAGGUGAUUCUGAGGAAUAGUGACCACAACACAGUAGGAUAAUGAUGCUUUUGCUAUCUAGGUAGAGACACAAACACGCAUACCUGCAUUUAUAAAACAAACUACUCCACUCCAUUAUUUCGAUGACUUUAUGAAUCUGACAUGAUGUUGAUGACAAAUAAUGGACUAUAGCCCUUCUAAAAGAAAGAAGAUACAAUUAUCUGUGUUUUAGUUUCCCCCUCUGUUGAACGAGAAGUUUGCAAUUGUAUGCACUUAAGUCUUCAACUCCUUAUUAAGUGGAUAAUGUAACACUAUAGUUGAUCAAGUAUGUCCAUUUGUAUUUAUUUGUUUGCGGAAAUUACGUUUUGGAGAAUCUGACCCAUUUUAUUGUCAAAGACAACACAAAAGUGGGUGUAAACCUGUCAUGUCCUAUUUGUUUUUGUUUUUCACUGUCUAAUUGGACUGCAGUAGCUUCCCAUUUUAACUACAGUAAUUUAGAUACAAAAUGAAAUUGUUUAUUUAGUGUCAAAAGUCUCAACAGCGGCCUUAUGAGUAGAGAGGGGUGGACACGUGGUGGGCUUUAGACUGGAAAUAGCUUCUUCUGCAGAUAGGUAAACAAACACAACUGCCAAACCCUUUACUCUCUGAAGUCUACCCAUUUCCUGCCCUCCUUUUUUUUAAAGUCCAUGCAGAACUUUUACUACCCUUACUGAAUAUUGAGAAUCAUUGAGGAAGUUAUUGGAGAAGGAACCAUGUGUGAAGUUACACAGGCAACUAGGAAUUUGCGGGAUCUGUAGUCUACAGUGUCUUCUCUUUUUCAUCCUUAGACCUCAGUGCUUCAUACAACAAGUGUGCCUUGUACAUACACACACUGUGUAUCAUCACAUUUACAUUUCAUUACAGAUAAUUACUCGUACCUAAUCAAGGAAACGGUUGCAAUGUGCCAGGGGAUUUGAUGCCAAUGCCAAUUGAAAACAGCCGACAAGCAGUGUAUUUAUCAAUAAGGCUACAUUUUAGUACAUACAUUGAAAUAGAACAAUCCAGUGAAAUUAAAUUAAAGUUCAAUAACCAAUGAAUUAAAUCACCUUUUUUUGCUGCUAAAUGAUAUGGAACAAUUAAAGAGAGAGUUCACCCAAAUUACAAAAUAACAUAUUGGAUUCUUUACCCUGUCAGCAGUCGGACAAGGUAUGACACAGCAACACAUGUUUUGGUUUAGUUUCCCUGAUACUGUGUCCACAGUAAUCCAUUUUGUAAUUUGGGUGAAUUAUCCCUUUAACAUAUAGCACUGUAUGAUCAUCAUGUACAGUCAUAGUGUCGCACUUUAUACAUUGUUGGACAUUGCUUGAAUCCUUAUACUCUUAAAAAGAAAACGUAUCUAUGCCUAUCAUCAACAUGACCCGUCACAGUAAUGAGUCAGUGAUUGUCUUUACAAAACAAAGUUCAGAUACACACAGUAUAUUAUACAGACUGUAUCUAAGGAUAUUCAGAUUUCACUGUAGAGCAGACUGUGAAUUGCCUCUGAAAACAUUACAGGCCAAAUCUGCCCUAAAAACAAAUAAGUAAUGUAAAAAAAUAACUGUAACAUGGAGUUCCUUAAGAAGUGCAUAUUAUUACUAAAAGGUCCAACCUUAAUCAACAGUAAAAGAAUCUGAUAAUGGUAACGGAUAGGUAACACUGACUUAAUUAAUGAGAAACCAAAAUCAGAUUAAAUUGCACAAAGGCCUGUAUUUAAUCUACCUCAUCAUAGGUUUGGGCCCCAUACUCUGAUUAACAGUUUUACAACAUUAAAAGUUUGGACAACACUUUAUCCAAACAUUAAGGUAAUAUAAUACAAUAUAAUAUGAUUGACAUUUGUGAUUCAGUGCGGUUCGGAUGGUGAACCAUGAGGCAGGUGGAAUGAAUGCAGGCCAACCAGUCAAACUUGAGUGUUUAGAGGCAGGCUGUCUCUGAUGGAGGCAGGGGAGGAGACAGAUGUAAAAUGGCAUCUGAAAUGUGGGUUUCUUUAUCAGCUCAUGUUGGCAAAGAUGUUGAACAGUCUCAGUAUAGUAUCAAAUAAGUGCAUUAAUUGGGUCUAGAGAUUUAUACAGUAUAUUCUGAUUUAGAUUUUCCUCUGGACAUUUUACAGUGCAUUUGAAAGCGUUUUACAACAGCUCUCAACGAUACACAGUUUUCUCAAACUCUUAGUACAGUAAGAUUUACAUCCUCUUGUCAAUCUGGUGAAGAAGCCUUUCUGUUUUCUUUACAUCUGUUGCACUUUGCUUCGUUUGAAAAGAGAGACGUUACGCCACAGAACUUAUUUUGCACUGAAUGAUUUAAAAAAGUAAAAAGCAUUUUUUUAAAUUAAAAAAAAAAUCUCUUCUGCUCCAGUCAGAAGGGCAGACAUGUUUAAAAAGUGACAACUACGACAAACCUCAGACGAUGAAAUAAGUAAAUGAAUACAUGUAUGAUCUAAGCUGAAGAAGUCUUAAUGGACCACUGUGGAGUGGACAGAGAAUUCUAGGGUUCCACUUUAUGGGUGAGAAAUUGCCAGAGUAUGAAAUGCAUUUAUUGAGAAGGAAACAAAUCACCUUGAGACAUUUUUUUAACGUUUUACUGUAAGCUUCUUUUUAUUUGUUGUUGUUGCAAAGAAAAUAGUAUAUACUUGUGGCUUCUUGAAAUAUAUAUAUAAAUAUAUAUAUUAAAAAUAUAAAGCAGGAAUGUAUAUGAAAUGUCAGAUUUUACUUGUAUUUUGCAAAGAAAUAGCCAGGAUUAUUCUAGAGGGCUAUUUGUAGGAAAGACACAUAGCAGCUUUAUAGAACCACUUUAGAAAAUGUCCUAUAUUUUUGAAUAUAUUUUAGGGCUUUAUACAAAAGACAGGACCUUUUCAGUGUUUAUAUGCAAGUGCAUUUUAUAUCAUGUGUCCUGUGAAUUGUCUAUUUGUCUCCUAAGCUGAGGGUACCGGCUGAAGUGACAGCUUUAGCAUGCUCACGGCUUCAACUUCCAUGGCUAGUGUGCUAUUCUAGAAAAUACCAUGUAGUGUUGCUUUGUACCAUUAAGGCAAGGAUUUUCAUGUUUGUUGUAAAUAGAAAACAUACUUUAAAAAGGCAAUAAAAAAUUAUAUUGAGUAAAAAAAAAACUAUA
Molecule: messenger RNA, 7430 nt
Organism: Oncorhynchus gorbuscha (pink salmon)
Lineage: Eukaryota; Metazoa; Chordata; Actinopteri; Salmoniformes; Salmonidae
Product: protein quaking
Exons: 6
Coding region: 620-1648 (342 amino acids)
Biological process (GO): regulation of mRNA splicing, via spliceosome
Cellular component (GO): nucleus
Molecular function (GO): mRNA binding
Source: RefSeq, a predicted model, not a curated record